This is a messenger RNA of Papilio xuthus (Asian swallowtail), 2952 nucleotides long. RefSeq names its product proton-coupled folate transporter. NCBI's taxonomy places the organism in Eukaryota, Metazoa, Arthropoda, Insecta, Lepidoptera, Papilionidae. The transcript is spliced from 9 exons. Gene Ontology annotation, cellular component: membrane. Gene Ontology annotation, biological process: transmembrane transport. Bases 949 to 2427 code for a protein of 492 amino acids. Gene Ontology annotation, molecular function: transmembrane transporter activity. The record is from RefSeq and is a predicted model, not a curated record.
CUUACUUUUUUUGUUUAAAGUGGGUAUCUAAAAACUAUCUCAUCCACUCAUCACCCUAUAAAAUGGUAUAACGUUUAUAACAAUAUUUUAUAUAAAUAUUGCUAAUUAUAAUAAACAUAUUCACACUUUAACUUUCAAGAGACUGGACCUGCCAAUUGUGCGCAUUUCCAUCUGUCGAAUAGAACACAAAAAAUAAGUUUUGAUUUGCUUUCUAAAUCCCUAGCUUGUGUGCUUGUUUUGUGUGUGUCCAUUUUUUGGUUAAUAUUCGUUCAUGGAGACGAUGAAACUUAUCGAAAAUGUAAGCAUCUUAUGCACAGGUCUGUUGUCGUGACUCCUGCCAAGAAGUGACCGAAUUUAUUUGAUCUUAGGCUCCUCAGAAUAGAUUUUUUUCCCAAUGUUACAUGUUACAGACCCCUUAAUUAAAUUAUUUUAAUAUACAUAGUUGUCUAUGUAUAUUAAAAUCAUCAUCUAGUCCAUUUCUCCAUAGUCAAAUUAUACGCCAGAUAGCAUAUUAAAGUAAAAUAAGACGGAUAUCUGAACCGGUAAGAGAGGCGUUGCGAUCGCGGUUGAACCUGUCAGAACGUGUAAAAAAACCUACUUAGAAAUAGAAAACGACAUAAAAGAAAAAAAUUAGACGACAGAAACAGUACAAAAAGGAUCUUGUGACAAUUUUUGACGUUGAACGGAGGCGCUAGUGUGCUUCCAUAAUUUAUUUGGUGUUUUGCCCACCGGUUCAGAUAGCUUGGUCGGUCUCUAUAUUUAUCAUGGCAAAGUCUGCAAAGUUCAGGAUUUUGACUUGGCGGCAAGUUGCGUACAAGACAAGUUUCAAUUUCAAAGUGGCGCGGAGUAUUGCAUCCACAGUAGUGGAGUAGUACUGACCAGUUCAAGUGUUAGUUUUUUGUUAGUAAGUUUUGUUAAAGUUAACCUUAAAUAAUAAAAUUAAUAAAUAUGGAUAAUUAUUCAAGUAAGGAUUCAUACAGCGUGGAUAUUCCAAAGAAACCAUGGUACAAAUACAUAACAGUGGAGCCGUUGAUGUUUUUCUAUAUGCUGGCUUUCAUGAUAACUAAUGUUAUUGAGCAAACAUUCUAUGUAUUCAAAGCAUGUACCGUGAACCAUGGCUACAGUGAAGAUAUAUGUUACAACAUUAGUAAUUAUAAAGAUAUCAAAACUGAAGUUCAGGUGACAGUAUCAACGUUUCAUCAAUGGAAUGGCAUCGCAAGUCAUAUAGUGCCUCUCCUAUUAGCUUUCUUUAUAGGUUCGUACAGUGAUAAACGUGGCCGCAAGUCAAUCCUUCUAGCUGGGCUGUUGGGCAAACUUUAUUUCUCUAUCAUGAUCACAUUGAAUACAAUCAAAGCAUGGCCAGUGGAAUACAUCAUUUAUACUGCAGCGUUUCCAAGUGCCUUAACAGGGGCGGACUUAUCGAUAUUCGCGGGUAGUUUUGCAUACAUAUCUGACGUAUCUUCAUUAAAGAAUAGAACAUUAAGAGUUGGCAUCCUGGAUAUUGUCUAUUUAAGUACAAUGCCAGCAGGAGUAGCUCUAGGUAAUCUUUUAUAUACAAAAGUGGUUAACAAAUCUUUUACUGCAAUGUUUCUAAUAAACACUUGCCUUAUGCUAAUCGCCACUAUUUACUGUAUUUUCGCAUUAAAAUGGCAAACGCGUAUAGAACAAAAAUCCCUUAGGGAAGCCAACGUGAAAAAUCCAAUCGCUGAUUUCUUUGAAUGGAACAACAUUAGUCAGACUGUUGUUACAUUAACAAAGAAAAGGCCAAAUAAUAGAAGAAUGCUACUCUGGUUCCUACUCAUUUCAAUGGCUUUUUACACAUUCCAAAGAGAUGAAAGACCAGUUAUGUAUCUUUACGUGACGAAUGUUUUUGGCUGGGAUGAAGUUGACUUUAGUAAAUUCCGUACAUUCCUCAGCACAGCAUACGUCGGAGUUAUGCUUCUAGGAAUACCGGUGUUCACUAAAAUCUGGAAUUGGAAAGACACGGCGAUAAUAAUGUUGGGCGCUGCAGCACAUAUUUGUGGGCACACAAUAUACGCGCAUGCGACAAUUGGUAGAAGUCUUUAUAUUGGUGCAACUAUAGCAGCAUUUGGUCCUUGCGUUGCCCCAAUGAUCAGAGCUAUGACUUCAAAAGUUCUACCGGCAGCGGAGAGAGGUGUCGCAUUUGCAUUCCUAUCUGUAAUGGAAAACGCGGUCGCGAUGUUCGCAUCAAUUGUAUAUUCACAAUUAUACAAAGCAACAUUAAAAACAGAUUAUAUAAAUUCUAUAUUCUAUCUCACUAUAGCUACACAAGCGAUAGUAUUUAUAUUAGCAAGCGCAACUGAAAUAGCUCUUAAUGGCAGACGUAUAGAGACUCUUAUAGAACAAGACGAAGCACAAAUUCCCACUGCUGCAGCUUUAAAUGAUAAGGAUCAAGAAGUAUAUUAACAUUAUAUACAAAUUUAAUAUACAUUUAUGUAAAAAAUUAAAUAAUGAAAUUACUUAAUUGUAACAAGGCUGUGUCCAAAAUAGUAUAAGAUUUUUUUUGUUACGAUUAUCUUUUUGGUUUGAUAUAUAAUGAAAUUUUAAAUAUGUUAAAAAGUCUAAACAGACAGAAUUCCAUGGUAAAGGUAGCUUAACAUUUUAAAUAAUUGUUAUAUUUGUGUUAAAUUUUUUUUUUAUAAUAGAUCAUAUUCCACUAUUAGGUUGAACAAUAUUAGGGUAAAUAUAUUAUUAAGGAUAAUUUUAUAUUAAAAGACGUCAUAAUCAAACAAAACAUAUCGUAAAGAAUUUGGUCUUAGAAACUCACGGUUUGUUUUUUAAAGCCAUACUGAGAUACAUGAUUCAAAUCCUGGAUAUGAUAGAAAGUUAUGCUCAAAUCUGUACAAUGUACAAAAUCCUGCCUUUAAAAACUUCCUAUUAGAAUUUUAAUAACCGCAUUUGUGAAUUGUGUAGAAAUAAUUUUAAAUGUUA